ACCUGACGAUAACAGACUAUAACCAAAAAACCAACUAUAACCUCCAAAGAUACCUGUUAAACAGUUUAAUUUAAUGUUGAUACUCAAUGCAGAACACUUCUUUAGAUUGAUUAAUAUUUGAAAAUUACUUAAAAAUAUGCUUAACACGAAUUUGCUCGUUAUCAUGUUUUACUUUACGUGAAGAAAAUUAUAUAAAUUUUCUACAAUCUUUCUGUCAUUGUAAACAUAUAGUAAUCGCUUGUAGAAUAAGCAAAAACUGUGAAUAAGAAAAUGAACAAAGAAGUACUGAAUAUUGAAGGCGCCGCCAAGAAAACUCAAAAAGAAACUUUAACACCUUAUAAAAUAGCGAUUGUUAUGUUCAUUAAUAUUUAUUGUGAUGAAAGUGCGAAAGAGAUUGUGGAAAGACGAGAUUUCUGCAUAGCAGCUUUAAAAUUGAUUCAAUCUCCAGAUAUGGACUUGAGGCCUCUUUUAGAUUUACUCUAUUCCUCGGAAUUCGUUCUUCAGCAAUUCGCUCACACACUAGAAAAUGAAUUGCAAUUAUUGAAUGAUAAUGGUGUCAUGGCACUUUUGGAUCUCUUUGAAAAUCUUGGAAAAUUAACAAAACCAGCUUUGGAUCAUUCUUUAGCUCAACCCUUAUUGAAUAAGAAUUCCGUUCUGGGAUUAUAUGUUCGUAGAAUAAUAAUUUUAUUCGAGAGGCUGACGUUCUAUCAAGUAGUUUUACUUUAUGAAUCGCUAAAGAAUUACAUUGAGGGCGGUAUCAAGAAUGGUUGCGAGAAUUCUACAAGCUUGAAAAUCGAGGAGUCAUUUUGUCGUAAGAACAAACAUAUAUGGGGAGGAAGACAAGCAGAGCUUCUUGUGGCUCAACAAGCUCAUGCUUUGCAAACAGAUGAACACAAGGCCCUUCCACCCGCUGAACUUCAAGUUCUUGUGCGAGAACUUUUAACUUGUAGUCCUUACUACGCUGAAGCUCACUAUUUAAGUUACCUCAAUUGUUUGCGGGUUAAUGAAUAUUGCGGGGCCCUAGACAGUCUUUAUCAUUGCUUUGAUAGAUUAGCACCUGUGGAAAAUCGAUCAACAUCAGAUGAUAGGUCGCGAACCUUUAGAUACGCAGCUUUAAAUCUUGCUGCUCUUCACGCGCAAUUUAAUCACAAAGAUGUAGCACGUUCAGCGUUGAAAGAGGCCAUUAUGAUGGCACAAGAAGCUGGAGAUAACGUUUGUCUUCAACUCGCUCAUGCUUGGAUGUAUCAUUUAACUGAUGAAAAAAAAGGACCUUUGAUAGAAAGAUCUGUUGGGAAAGCAUGUAUGUUAGGAAUAUCACACACGAUAAGCUUGGGUCUCAUCGCCUCUGCUCAUAACUCAGCAAUGGAGGGAGUGAAUCCCCAACAUGUUUUUGAGACUCUCAUGAAAUCUGAUAUCGUCAACUGUCAGCACUCAAUGAUUGAUCUUAUGUCCAUGACUUUAACCGAAAAGUCAGCAUUAUGGGCAUAUUACGGUAAAACAGAAAUGUCAUCUAUAUGUUCACAACUCUUGCUUCUACACAAUACAGGCGAAAAGAAACAACAAAUGUUUAACGGCCCCUCAACAUGCCAAGCAGUUGUUAAUAUUGCGAAUAUACUAGUUGAGUUUGGAGAAUAUAAUUUGGCGAGUGUUGUUUUAGAUCACGCAAAAGAAAGAUUUCCUAACGAACCAAGUAACAAGGUGUGGAUGUUGAGUGAACAACUCUACGAUUUUUCACAGUUGAUGAAAAGUGAAAAAUGGAGAGAAGCAGAAGCCAUAGCAACUCAGAUCGUUAGUUUGGAUCCACUAGAAAGUAAAUUCAGGAAGGCAGAAGUCUGCUUAGCCAAGGGCGAUUUUCCAAAGGGACUGAAGAUUGUAAAUAGCAUAGAAUAUAUGAAAGGAGUAACGCCACAAAAUCGAGUCCGUGCCAUGCUUCUUUCUAGUGAAAUAACCAGCGCUUCCAUACUCCUGGGAUCUAGUAUUGCUUGUUGUAAUUCCAUUGUUCUUUUGAACUCAGCACUGGAAAUAGCCACGCAAAACCAUAUAUCGUACUACGCAGCUCUUGUCAAAAUGCAUCUCGCGAAUAUACAGCUUUCCAUGGGGAUGCCUUACCAAGCGUCGAAGCUCGUUGAUGAAGCCAUCGUUCAAAUCCUGACUCAAGGAGGACUCUAUGACCAAGGAAGAGCUUUAGUGUUACGUGCUAAAUGUUUAGUAGCUGUUGCACCACCUCCACCUAAUUCAAAGCGCGAUGAAGCGAUUUUAAAUGCCAUUAAAGCGCUUCUUAAGGCGAAAAUUCUUUUCAGUAAAACUGAGGCCUUUGGACGCGUCAAAAGUACAUUAUACCUACUUUCAAUUUUAUACAAUGAACUCGACAUGAAGAAGGAUCGAAAUCAUUGUUCUUUUGAAUUUCGGAAACUCGAUGAACAAUAUCCUGCUAAACUAAUUACGAUCUCGUUAUAUUGA
Belonocnema kinseyi is the source of this 2460-nucleotide messenger RNA. RefSeq names its product anaphase-promoting complex subunit 5 (gene ida). Bases 271 to 2460 code for a protein of 729 amino acids. Gene Ontology annotation, molecular function: protein binding. Gene Ontology annotation, cellular component: anaphase-promoting complex. The record is from RefSeq and is a predicted model, not a curated record. Gene Ontology annotation, biological process: anaphase-promoting complex-dependent catabolic process; protein K11-linked ubiquitination; positive regulation of mitotic metaphase/anaphase transition. The transcript has 12 exons. Lineage: Eukaryota; Metazoa; Arthropoda; Insecta; Hymenoptera; Cynipidae.